Ixodes scapularis (black-legged tick) is the source of this 624-nucleotide messenger RNA. RefSeq lists its product as uncharacterized. The transcript is spliced from 3 exons. Gene Ontology annotation, biological process: lipid catabolic process; digestion. The record is from RefSeq and is a predicted model, not a curated record. Lineage: Eukaryota; Metazoa; Arthropoda; Arachnida; Ixodida; Ixodidae. Gene Ontology annotation, molecular function: enzyme activator activity. Gene Ontology annotation, cellular component: extracellular region. Bases 99 to 479 code for a protein of 126 amino acids.
UAGUACGGUGGAAAUCUUCUUAUAAAACAACACGAGAAUGGUUUUUAGGUGAGAAGGCUUCUGUGCAUUGCUACUAAUCGCACAUAAAAAACACGGAGAUGAAAGCCCCAAGCGCAGCGCUUGCUUUGACCGUUGUCGUGACAGCGCUGGUGGCCCAUGUUGGAGCCCAAUAUGACGAUAGCGACUAUCGUGAUAACUAUGAGGACUGUGACGAUGACGAUGACAACUGUGACUUACAGAAGACAACCUACCCCGGCGGUAAUCCUCCCCUUCUGAAGGGAAUAGGCGAGAUAUGCGGCGCUUACAGCGAGUGCCAGGAUCACCUGUGCUGUUUGCAGUCAUACGACGGCAGAACCACUUGUCAGCCUAAAUCGGAACCCGGUCACUGGUGUUCGGAUGAACAAGUCAAGGACGGAGUAAAUAUAAAUCUGUGUCCAUGCCUACAAGGUACGUGCAAGGAUAACAUCUGCUCCCUUUGAGGCUUGAAUGAACGUCGAGAUCCCCAUGGAAAAUAUUUUAAGGCGUUCCAUGUUUGUCCUGAGGAAUCAAGAGGUGUUAUUCUUACAAGAAAUUUUAAUUUAAACGCCUGUCACAAGUCCGACGCUAAUAAAAUCCUUGGUAUAU